Molecule: messenger RNA, 2540 nt
Organism: Acaromyces ingoldii
Lineage: Eukaryota; Fungi; Basidiomycota; Exobasidiomycetes; Exobasidiales; Cryptobasidiaceae
Exons: 2
Coding region: 393-2369 (658 amino acids)
Source: RefSeq, a predicted model, not a curated record
GAUCUCCACCAACUAGCUGCAACCCGAAUUGGCCGACUGGCGCGCCAUAUCGACAGGAAAAACAACCGCGAUCAGAGAAAGCUGCCCGCUUUUCUGGCCCUUGGCGGUGCAACAGAAGGACACAUCAGCUGCCAAGGAAAGCUUAGAUUGCUGCCUUUUGUAGGCUCCGAACCCGGAUCCUCGGUGCUGGGGAGACGCGCCGCGAGAGACGGUGCGUGGGGAGAAAAAAAAAAUAGAACGGGUUCAAAGUGUUCUUUGGGUUCCAGCUCGUGCGAGGCGUCUUGGUAUAGAAUCGACGUCAAACAUAGAGUGAAGAUCUCUCGGGCCAUAGCCACCACAGACGAUAGAACGAUGAGGCCGUAGUCGACCAGAACGCCUCGGAAUAUACCACCAUGUCGUCGAAUCCUCCGGCGAAGCGCAAGGUCAUGGGCCGCAUCGACUUGGAUGGGGCUCAGACGCCUUCGCCGAAGGCUGUUCCCCACAUCGGCAAGGGCAGUGGCGGCAUGGGCCCAAUGAAUGCUGCCCGAUCGCCCAUCUCGUCGCCGCCGCUGAGUAGGGCUACUACUUCGUCUCACGUACGGGCCAAGGUCGACAUGUCUUCGUUGGGGGGUGUCUCAGCGCUGGCCGCCUCUUCAUCGGCCAAUGCACCACCCAUUCAUGCAGGCACUGGCAGUGUCGUGAGAAGCCGCCCGCCGAGCUCGGCCUCUGCUGCGUCGUCCACAGUCAACGGCGUAGGCAGGGCUACAUCGCCCGCCCUCAUCGUUCGUGCAGGGCCCUUCUCCCCGCAUACACCGCGGGCAGCCCUGACGACACGGCCAGGCAGCCCGUCAAAGCUUCGGUCAGAAGACGAGGGCUCAGCCGCGCUGCGAAGACCGAGGCUUCGGACGCAGAGCACAGACAUGACGCCGCCCGCAGCCAGGAUUGCCGGGUCCACUUCCUCGUCGGCCCAGGAUACCACGCCUCGAUCAAGCCAAUACCUCGCUGCAGCGCCUCAUCUGGCACAGAAUGGUGUCGCGGCCAGGCAUGGGAGGGCCCAUUCGACCCACGUUGGAGGCGCAUCGCCGACGAUGAUGACAGCAAAGACGAAGGUGGCAUCGCUGCAAUCGCCACCACCACCAACACAACAACAGCAGCAACAACAACUAUUGCAGAGGCGAUCUCCAUCGCCCGCAUCUUCCACCGCAUCGUCUGCAAGCAAGUCACCGACGAUCGCAUCAGCAGCAAUGCAGCACGGCCACCCACUGAGGAUGGCCAGCGAUGAUUCGACCGCCUCAUCGCUGGAUAGGCGAACGUCGUACGGGAGCUCCUCCGUCUCGGCUUCCCGGCCAUCGAGCAAUCUUCAGACGCCAUCGGCAUCGUCCUCUCCACCAGCAACGCUGUCCACAUCAACACCGCGGACAGUGCCCGGCAUCAAUGCGCGGUCACGGCCUCCUCUCCUCAACACCUGGAGCAGCCAGUCGGGGUCUGCGAGCACCUCGGAGCCCGUUACGCCUGCUCUCUUGUCACCAGGUGCCUCAGUUGCCACUAUGUCACUACAUCAUCGAAACACUUCUUCAACUCAACAGCACCAAACGUCCUUCAACUUCUAUCCGACGACACCGUCUGCCGACUCGGGCCACGUCAUCUCGCCCUCGAUCGAGUCCAGCGUCGCUUCGCCCCCGCUGGACCCAGCCGAGAGCGAGGCGGCAUCCGAGGCUAAACGGAACCGCAAGAUUCUCGACCUCGAAAUCACAAACAAGAGCUUGCUUGCCAUCAAUGCCGGGCUCGAAGUGAGCAAGCUCAAGCAGGCCAGAGAGAUUCGCGAGCUCAAGCGACGGCUUCGUGAGGCCAUUUCUGGCGGCGUCGGUGGUGGUCUUGGCAGAGCUAUGGGACUCGGCGCUGAAGGCGGGCUAGGACUUGGCUCAGGUGAGGAAGAAGAGGAAGAAGAAGAUGAUGAUGAGGAGGACGACGAAGAAGACGAAGUGGUGUUCAAGGAGGACGAGGAGCUCGAGGCGGCGCAUUCAAGGUGCAAGGGCCUGAUUGACGCCAUGGUGCAGCGGGCACGCGAGAGCAUCCUCCUCAAGGUCGAACUGCCCCCCGAGGUCGUCGCUGCCGCGGCUGACAGCGGGGGAGAGGCAAAGGCGGGCAACCGUGUCCUGCAUCCGGCUGAGAUUGAGCAGCUCGAAAAGGAGCGGGAGGGCGAGGACGGUCAGGAAGAGGAAGAGGAUGACGACGACGAUGAUGACGAAGAAGAAGAAGACACGAGCAGGAUGGAAGGCAGCCAUGAUACCGCCAGGCCCGAGGAGGACUCGUUUGACAAGGCCGUUCACCUGUGGUCGUCGACGGAGGAGGACAAGACAGAAGAAGGAACAGAGCAGGGCGUUGUUUGAUUGAUUUGAAUGGCCUGUGCCAUGCGACCACACCCACCACUCCCCCCAUCCCCACCCAUACCACAGACACUCUUCGCUUUCUUUCUAUUCCCUUUCCCUCCCAGGGGAUCCUAUUGAUACCAGCAGAUUAUAUUUGUAUUACAUACACACUCCCCAAUCUCACCGCUUCCG